AUGUUCACGGCGACCAUGUCCCCAGCCAUUGAACGUUUGGCAAGAGCCUAUUUACGGCGUCCUGCAGUAGUGCACAUCGGAUCCGCAGGACGUCCCACAGAACGAGUGGAACAGGUGCUUGACCUUCUAGCGAAGGGUCUCAGCAAAUUGAAUUUCAAUCCUGUCGUCCUUCAUGGUGGCAAAGGCCAGGAAACGAGAGAGUAUGCGUUGCAGGCUCUCAAGGAUAAAACAAAAGAUAUCCUUGUUGCAACUGACGUCGCAGGAAGAGGUAUCGAUAUCAAGGACGUCUCCUUGGUCUUGAACUAUGACAUGGCAAAGUCUAUCGAAGGAUUACACCCAUCGUAUAGGAAGGAC
This is a messenger RNA of Ostertagia ostertagi, 354 nucleotides long. The record is from the annotation of a GenBank genome assembly. Lineage: Eukaryota; Metazoa; Nematoda; Chromadorea; Rhabditida; Trichostrongylidae.